AUGAACGCCAUGGCCACCACCAUCAACCUCCGCGCGGCGCCCGUCCGCCUCGCCGGCAAGGCCACCGUCAGGAGGUCCGCCUCCCUCCGCCGCCCGGCCGGACGCGUCGUCGCCAAGGCUGCUCCCGGAUCCUCCGAGCCCGCCAAGUCCGAGAGCUCCGUGGAGACCGGCAGGCUCGCGCUCCUCGCCACCGUGGCGUCCAACCCCGUCCUCUUCGGCGCGCAGGAGGCGUUCGCCAAGGGCGGCGAGUUCGGCAUCUUCGAGGGCCGCACCAUGGCGCUGAUCCAUCCCCUGUUCCUCGGAGGCCUCUGGUUCGCGACCGUGUACGCGGGCUACCUCGGCCUGCAGUGGCGCAAGGUCAGGACCGUGGGCGAGGAGAUUUCGGAGCUCAAAAAGGAGAUUCCCGCGGCCGUCCCCGCCGCGGUGACCGCCAACGGCGAGGUGGAGGCGGCCGCCGCGCCCUCCAUGACGGCGGCGCAGGUCGAGACCAAGAAGAAGAUCGACGAGCUCACCGCGGAGCGCAAGGAGCUCAUCGCCGGCAACUACAAGGAGAAGCACAACAACUGGGGUUCACUGCUCCUGGCCUUUGGCGUCACUCUGGCCGUCGAGGGUGGCAUGAACACCUACCUCCGCACCGGCAAGCUCUUCCCCGGCCCCCACCUCUACGCGGGCAUGGCGAUCACCUGCCUGUGGGCCAUGGCGGCGGGUCUCGUGCCGGAGAUGCAGAGGGGCAACCAGAAGGCGAGGGACCUUCACAUCGCGCUCAACUGCGUCAACCUCGCGCUCUUCACCUGGCAGAUCCCCACCGGCCUCGAGAUCGUCGGCAAGGUGUUCCAGUUCACCUCCUGGCCUUGA
Molecule: messenger RNA, 855 nt
Organism: Micromonas commoda
Lineage: Eukaryota; Viridiplantae; Chlorophyta; Mamiellophyceae; Mamiellales; Mamiellaceae
Exons: 1
Coding region: 1-855 (284 amino acids)
Cellular component (GO): chloroplast thylakoid
Source: RefSeq, a predicted model, not a curated record